Perognathus longimembris pacificus (Pacific pocket mouse) is the source of this 8821-nucleotide messenger RNA. Its product is annotated as cat eye syndrome critical region protein 2. Gene Ontology annotation, biological process: chromatin remodeling. The record is from RefSeq and is a predicted model, not a curated record. Gene Ontology annotation, cellular component: CERF complex. Gene Ontology annotation, molecular function: protein binding. NCBI's taxonomy places the organism in Eukaryota, Metazoa, Chordata, Mammalia, Rodentia, Heteromyidae.
GCCGUCCGGGCGCGGGCGCGGCGCGGCGGGGAGAUGUGCCCGGAGGAGCGCGGCGCGGCGGGGCUGGGCGAGCUCCGCUCGUGGUGGGAAGUCCCGGCCAUCGCGCACUUCUGCUCGCUCUUCCGCACCGCCUUCCGCCUGCCGGACUUCGAGAUCGAGGAGUUAGAAGCAGCUCUUCACAGAGACGAUGUGGAGUUUAUCAGUGAUCUGAUUGCCUGCCUGCUUCAGGGCUGCUAUCAGCGAAGGGAUAUCACGCCUCAGACAUUCCACAGCUACCUGGAAGACAUUAUCAACUACCGCUGGGAGCUUGAAGAAGGAAAACCCAACCCACUGAGAGAAGCCAGUUUCCAAGACCUGCCUCUUCGUACCCGUGUGGAGAUUCUGCACCGCCUCUGCGAUUACCGGCUAGAUGCAGAUGAUGUCUUUGACCUACUCAAGGGUCUGGAUGCAGACAGUCUCCGUGUGGAACCUCUGGGUGAAGACAGUUCAGGGGCGCUCUACUGGUAUUUCUAUGGAACACGGAUGUAUAAAGAGGAUCCGGUACAAGGAAGGUCUAAUGGAGAACUCUCCUUGAGCAGGGAAAGUGAAAAACAAAAAAAUGCCUCAAGUGUUCCUGGAAAAACAGGAAAAAGAAGAGGAAGGCCCCCAAAAAGGAAGAAACUACAAGAGGAGGUAAUUGUGAGUGAAAAGCAAGAAGAAAAUUCCUUAGCAUCUGAGACACAGACAAAAAAUGGGUCCCAUAGACCUGGUCAAGGAACAUGGUGGCUCCUGUGCCAAACAGAAGAAGAAUGGAGACAGGUCACUGAGAGUUUUCGAGAGAGAACCUCCCUCCGAGAGCGGCAGCUUUACAAGCUCCUCAGUGAGGACUUUCUGCCUGAGAUCUGCAACAUGAUUGCCCAGAAGGGUAAACGUCCACAGCGCACAAAGGCAGAGUUGCAACCUAGGUGGAUGUCUGGCCACCUGUCCAUGGACUCCUUCAAACCAGAGGAGACUCCUGUACUUGCCAGGAUAGAAAAACAGAAGCGCAAGGAGGAAGAAGAGGAACGGCAGAUUCUUCUUGCAGUACAGAAGAAGGAACAGGAGCAGAUGUUGAAGGAGGAGAGGAAGCGGGAAUUGGAGGAAAAGGUCAAGGCCGUGGAAGAUCGUGCCAAGAGGAGAAAGCUCAGGGAAGAACGGGCAUGGCUGCUAGCUCAAGGCAAGGAGCUACCCCCCGAACUGUCCCACCUGGACCCCAGCUCUCCCACGAGGGAAGGAAAGAAGCCUAAGGACCUCUUUGAGUUAGAUGAUGACUUCACUGCCAUGUACAAAGUUCUAGAUGUGGUUAAGGCCCACAAGGAUUCCUGGCCCUUCCUGGAACCUGUAGAUGAGUCUUAUGCCCCUAACUAUUAUCAGAUUAUUAAGAUCCCCAUGGAUAUUUCAAGUAUGGAGAAGAAACUGAAUGGAGGUAUAUACUGUACCAAGGAAGAAUUUAUAAGUGAUAUGAAGACAAUGUUCAAGAAUUGUCGAAAAUAUAAUGGGGAAAAUAGUGAGUAUACCAAGAUGUCUGAUAAUUUAGAGAGGUGUUUCCAUCGUGCAAUGAUGAAACAUUUUCCUACUGAAGAUGGAGACACCGAUGAAGAAUUUUGGAUCCGAGAGGAUGAGAAGCGGGAGAAAAGACGAAGUCGUGCUGGGCGAAGUAGUGGAAGCCACGUUUGGACCCGCUCAAGGGACUCUGAGGGGCCCAGCAGGAAACAGCUACCCGUGGAAAAUGGAGGAAAGUCAUUGCCUCCGGCACGCCGAGGUGUCUCCUCUGGGGAUAAUCAGAGCAGCAGGUCUGCACAGCCUCCUUGUGAGGUGGGCACUUCCAAUGGCCAAGGCUUUCCCCGCCCCUUGCAUUGUGGUGGAAUGCCCAACCAGGAGCCCCUUUUAAACCAGAUGAGGCCAGCAGCUCCAGGAACACUUGGCACCAACUUGUAUGGCUCCUCAAGAGUCUCAGAAGUACCCCCAGGAGAGCCCUUGCAGCAGCAGCCCUCCUUUGCCAUGCAGCCUCCAGUUGGAGGAAACAGCAACCACCGAGGCCCUCGGCUUAGAGUUCCUGAGGAGAAGCACAUGUGUGGUGGGCUGACACCCCUUUCCCACACAGGGUCACAGCCCCACACCCUGCCGCUUGGGCAGAUGAGUUGCCCCAGUCAAGAUGGAAUGUAUACUCCAGGUCCAUUCCAAACAGGAUUUGUUCCUCCCAGGCAUGGUGGAGCUCCUCCAGCUCGACACCCAGACUUUCCCGAAAGCUCCGAAUUUCCUCCAAGCCACAUGUUUCGAUCCUACAAAUACCUGAAUCGGGUGCGCUCUGCUGUCUGGAAUGGAAACCAUGGUGCUGCAAACCCAGGACCCCUGGGGCCAGAUGAGAGACCCCAUAUGGGACUUGGACCCUCUCACCAGCCUCACACUUUUGGGCACAUGAUGGAUGUCCGAGGAAUGAGACCAUCUGUCACCCCAAACCAGUGGACUAAACAAUCAAACUUUCUACCUCAUGGAGUUCCUUCCUCAGGAUAUAUGCGGCCACACUGUAAGUCUGCAGGACACCGGUCACAGCCACCUCCAGCCUCAGCACCAAGUCCUCUUUUUGGAGGGCCUUCCCCAGCCCUCCGAGGGGUGCCAGGAGGGGACUCCAUGAUGGACAGCCCCGAGAUGAUCGCCAUGCAGCAGCUCUCCUCUCGUGUCUGCCCCCCAGGUGUGCCUUACCACCCCCACCAGUCGCCUCCGUCCCAAUUACCUAGCCCUUUUCCACAGGUAGCUCAGUCAGCAGCAGUAAGUGUGUCAAUCCCCAAACCUGCCUCGGGCAACCCUGAGAGGACACAGGAUAUCAGUGAAACACAAGAGUCUGAGAACGAUGGAGAGUCCUUGCCUGGACUUGAAGAGAAAUCAGUUGGCAUUGGUGCUUCAGAGAGGGUCUACCUCAAACAGCUACCUCACCCUACACCUCCCCUGCAAGCUGACUGCACCAAGCAGAGCCCAUCACAAGAGAGAGAAACAGAGGUCCCACAGCUUAAAGGCGAUUCCUCAGAAGUUGAAGACACCUGUAAAACAGCAAAAAGCAAGAACACCUGGCCUUUGGAUAACAGCUACUGUAGCCCAGCUGCUCAAGGCUGUGUGAGAGAUCUCUCUGUGGUGUCAGACAGAGGGGCUCGUCCUGAAAAUGGGGCCAUUGGUGAAGUAUCCCCUUGUGGCUCAGAAGGGAAGGGCCUUGGUGGCAGUGGUUCAGAAAAGCCACUGUGCCCCACAGGCAAAACAUCACAGGAGACCAUGCCAUGCACAGGACAGAAUGCAACACCGCCUCCCUGUGCAGACUCCAAUUUAAUGCCAGGCUCUGUGAGCCAGUUUUCCCCCUUAUACAUGCCUGGCCUAGAAUACUCGAAUCCAGCUCCUCAUUAUCACGUCAGCCCAGGCCUGCAAGGUUUGGGCCCUGUGAUGGGAGCGAAGCCUUCAGUAUCACAUCCUCAGCCUUUCCCCCCAGAGCCUUUCAGCUACAACCCUCAUCCUGGGGUCUUUCCUAGGUACCGCCCCCACCAAGGAAUGAGGUAUUCCUACCAACCACCACCUCAGCCUUCCUAUCAUCAGUACCAGCGAGCUCCUUACUACCCAUGUCCACAGGGCUUUUCUGACUGGCAGAGACCACUCCAUCCCCAAGGCAGCCCUAACGGGCCCCCAGCAAGUCACCCUCUGCCCCCACCCCUCUUUUCAGACAAGAAUGCUAUGGCUGAUCCAGAGGGCUGCGAGACACUGAAUACUGCCUUAACUUCUCCAACUCAGAUGGAUGCAGUGGCUGCUAAAGUUGUCUCAACUGAUGGGCAGAAUCCUGGUCCAGAGGAAGAAAAGCUAGAUGAGUCUAUGGAGAGGCCUGAAAGUCCCAAAGAAUUUUUAGAUCUAGACAACCACAAUGCAGCUACCAAGCGACAGAGUUCACUGUUGCCCAGUGACUAUCUCUAUGGAACUACCCCGCCUCUGAGUUCAGGGAUGGGUUUUGGUUCUCCUGCCUUCCCACCUCAUGGUAUGAUGCUACAAACUGGACCUCCUUACACUCCUCAGCGGCCAGCCAGUCACUUUCAGUCCAGAGUGUACUCUUCCCCUGGGGCUGUUCAUCCACCUCGCCAUUCAGUGGCUGCCCAACCCAACGGCCUCUCCCAGGAGGGCCCUCUCUAUCACUGUCAGGAGGAAGGCCUGGGGCACUUCCAGGCUGUGAUGAUGGAGCAGAUGGGCACAGGAAGCGACAAGGGCGUCUUCCAAGAAGUGUACAGACCACCAGGGAUGUACAUGCCUCCGAUCCAGCCACAGUCGUCGUUCUCAAAGAUCCCUGCCCCCACGGCAUCACCAGAACAGUUGCCGCCGCAUAAGACCCCAACGCUUCCUCUGGAUCAGAGCUAGUCCAAGGAGGAUAUAGCCCCCAAUGAAAUAGAAAGCUGUGCAUGAAGACUGAGCAUGGAGGAUUUGGGGAAUGACCCUCGCCUAUCUCUGUUCCUGUCACACUGUUCCUCCCCUUCACAGUGAAUUGCACCAUGCCGUCAGGAGCUGGAGCCUUAGAAGCACACGUGGCUUGCAGGGGUUCCGGGUUGGGUUGCUGGCACAGCCAACACUCAGGAAGAACAAAUGAGCCCGGAGUUCAUGCUGACUUCUCCAAGUCCUGAGACUCAGUCAGGGAAAAUCAAUUUCAACUUGAGUGGGGGCACUUGGAGUGGUGCUUUUAAACUUUAUGAACAGCUCAUCUCAGGAAUAUAUUUGGGGAAGGGACUACUUGUAGUAUUAAUGUUUUUGGAGCUGGGUCCAGUUUACAGAAUUUUCAUGUUGCCUUUUAAAAUAUUUUUUGUUGGUGGUGAAUGUAUUGUACAUAAAGUGGGAAGGAUGGGUGGGGAUGUGAAAGAGACAGGAGUCCUAAUUGUAGUGGGCACACAGCACUGGAGCGGUCUCUGUCUGUUUACAAUCAUGUCACACUGAAUGCUUUGGGGAGCUUGGAGAGAGGGUAGGAAAAGUUUCAUCUUAUUACACGCCAUGACCUCUGUUUUCUUAGUGACUGGCCCAUCUAGCCUUGAACAGAUAAAGCUCUCCCUGAGGUCAGCCUCAGAGUCCAGUUGUACCUGUCCCCCUCACUGUUUGUUCAUUCCUCAGCCAGAGGCAGUGCUCUCUUGUGGCCACUGGGACCUUCAGCCCCGAAGGCAGGCUGCUGGCACUCAGGUGGCCUAAGUCCUAGAUUUGUGAAAGUGGUAUCCCAUCCUGAUUCUUCCAGAUACUGUGAACUGUGAACUGGUGUCAGGAAUUGGACUGACUUCAGUGUUUCACUUACUAGAGCCCUCUUGGGUGUGCUCUAGAAGGAGUCACGCAGAGCUUUCUAGCACAAACUACAUUUGGUGAACAUGACUACUCAGGUUUGUAUGUGUUAGUCUCAGUAAAGAAAUUGCACAGGUUUGAAUAAGAAAAAUGUAUCCUAUAGAUAUACAGUUUGAAUUGAGGAAUAUUUCAGUAUAUAUAGUUUUUAUUCAGUUAACUGAAUCAUAGUAUAAUCAGCUAUGGUGAUUUAAAUUAGCUAUCAAACAUAAAUUAUUAGAAAGCAUUUGUCAUAUCUGAUAGGAAACAAUUUUACAGUAUUAAAUUACUUUAUUAUGGAUUUAAAAGUUAAUUACACUGGAUCCUCCCUGUUUAUUAGCAUUCUGUGUCCUGUUUUAGCUGAGAUGUCACUGAAGUUAGGGCCCCUCUUUAAACUUAAAUAUACCACAAGGAGAGAAGGGAAAUGGCCUGAAAUUGCGGUUUUUGUAAAAAAUAGCAUUUAUUUUGAAGCAUGCUUUGGGGUUAGUAGAAGUCUUCAUAAAAUAUGAAUCUGCUCUAGUUUCUUACAAAUUCAGCUGUGGGCAGGGUUAGUAGAACUCUUCCCUCCAGUUCCAGUUCCUUCAAUAAAUGUGGAACUGAUAAACUGGGUGUGAUGGUUCAUGUCUGUAAUCCCAAUACAUGGGAGACUGAGGCAGGAGGAUCGUGAGUUCAGUGCUAUCCUGGGUUAAAUACAUAGUGAGCCCUUAUCUCCCCCCUCCCCCAACUUAACUAAAUAGAGAACUGUUGUUUAUAAUCUGCUAAAUUUGUUAUCAGAAGGAAAGGAACUAGACUGGUAGCCUAUCUGUGCGUCAAUUGAGUUGUAAGGCUGGGUUCUCAUUUGAUCCUAGACCUCGUGGGAAACCUAGUCGUAGAAAAUAGGUGGAUGGGUCACAGUUUGUCCUUGUGCUAGCCUAUGCUAACAUGCUCAGAGCAUUUACUCCAGUUUGUGCAGGGCAAAGGAAGGAUCUGCUCAGUCUCGGUCUGAGAUGGUUCUCCCCCCGGAAAGAAGCUUCUCAUCAGGAGUGUUAUAACACAGGGCUUUGUCCACAGUGCUAAAGCUGAAGGGGCUAUAGUAUACACACUGCAUUAGCUGCCACUUCCUCCUCGCUCCUGGAGCUCUCUACCCCAAUGCUCUGUUACAAGAGAUGCUGUAGGGGAAAAUAUCAGAAAGUUACCUUCUCCUUAUCACCCUUCUUGGUUUAUGGGCAAGUGAGAAUAUAUUAAGAAAGAGCCACAGGAUACAGAAUUCCUGUAUGGAGUUGUAACACUGAACAAGAACAGCAAAGUAGCCUCUGUUGUAUCCUGUUUAUGAAUUUGGUGGUCAUUACAGGACCUAGCCCUUCAUCCCUUAUCCAUCCCUUAUCUGGUAAUACCGUGUGUUUUUAGUGGUCUUUGGAGUGUAGAUGGGCUGAAAGUUGCCUGGAGCCUCUGUGAGUCCCACCAUUCAGACACCCCCAAACAGGACCACUCAUUUCACCUUUCUGCUCCUCUGGCUCUUCUCUUUUCAAGUGCCCUAAGCAGAUGUAAGAGUAGUGUGCCAAGGUGUCUUCAGGGUUUACUCUCAGGUUUAAAGACACGUAUCCUCCAGGUCAGCGUCACUAAGUCACCUGCUGGCUUUCAGUAGUCCCUAGGGUGUCAUAGCUGACAACCUGGGGACAAUUUGAAGCACUAUCAUUGCUAUUUACCAUGCAAGAUUUAGCUUGAUUAGAUUUAUUAAUAACUUAGAAACAGUUUCCUCAAAGGCUAAAGAGAAGUAAAGAUCCAGAAAGAAAAGUUGAGCCUUUCAGGUUUCUGCCCCUCUUGAAUCUGUUCAUUUAAAGAAAUUUGUUGUGAUGGAUAUAGAGAAGGGCAUGCAGGAUUCUUUUAUUAUUUCUUUACUUUCUGUUCUCGCCCUCUCUACUUCCCUCUUUCCCUUCCCCACCUUGUGGGGACCCCCCCCCCCAUAGGUUUUUAAAUUCAGGGCUGAGCACUUGCUAUUCAAGUGCUCUACUACUACAGGAGCCACACCCCCAACCCUGUCUCAUCUUUAAAACUAAAGCUGCUCCAUCUCCUGAGUCAGACUAGUUUAAUUUUGGGGUAGUGCACCGGAGUCUAUUUAGCCACACUGUAGUCUCACCUCACACAGGUCAGGCCUCUCACAAGGCAGACUGGUGCUGGCUUUUAUGAAACUGGACAUUUUUGCUCUUGGCUCCUCAUCUUAGUUAUGGUCAGUUCACUGUAGCCUUACUGUGGAAGUGUCUCCUGACCAUUGCAGUUCCAUGAUAUUUAUCUGCUGUAUAGUUAUUGUUAUUCUAAUUCCUACCAGCAUCUAAGGGUAAGCUAGUAAGUGCUGCCACAAACACAAAACCCCAGUGUUGGCAUCACCAUGAUUACCACAAAGAAGACUUCAUCAUCCCACUUGGCUGUUCUCUUCCCUCACUUCUCUUCCCCCAUCUUUCUUAUCUAUAAGUCAUAUACAUCUUUUAAAAUCUAAUGUGAAAUGUCACCCAAAGUCUUAAUUCAGAGUCCCAAGACCAGGAUGUGCUUUGCAUGACCUUAGUCAUUUCUAGCAUUUACCUAUGUUUGUCCCUUGGCUAACCCAUUCUGGUCCUCGGGGAGAGACCCACGGUGCACUUGGGUUGCAUCUAUCACUGAGUCACCAGUGUUCACUGCCAGAGGUUUCUGGAAUGUGGUGUCUCAGCAGAUAACACUUUGGACAAAACUUGUAGUGAGGGCAGUGGCAUUUGUGUGAGCAGGCAGUUGUCAUUUCUACUCUCCUGUCACUGUCUGGUCACCAGGAAUGUGGCUGAGUGGUAAUAGGUGAGAAGGUAGCCAGGUUAGAUGUUUCUGUUCAGUGGGUUUAGAUCUCCCUCUAAACCUUAACACCGGAGCCUUGCCUUUCCACUGGGAAGGUGGAGUUAAAGUGCUCUUUGCUAUGUCCUUGCUCUCAGAGAAGCAGGAUAGGAGCUUUAUCUACAACCUUCUCUGCUAGCUAAGCACACAUCUCCGGCUUGGGUUAAACAGUGCUUGUUUGUUCUGACUUAACUCUUAGGCCUGAAAAACAGCUGGUUGCCCUACUUACUGUUCUGGAAGGGCUGUUAGGCGAGGUGGGGCAGCGGGGCGGGAGGGAACAGUCGAAUGGCUGCCUCCAGACCAGGUGCCUCACUCACCUGCCCUCACACAGCCCCAGGAGCCCUCCAGGUUCCACCAGCCUGCGUAUAUACACAGGGUCCUUGCUUGCUCCUGGUGUAAAAGUGAAUGCCCUGGUGAAUUUUCUGGCCAGUACUGGAAAGAGGGGUGCUAUUUAUUUUUUUAUUUGUGUAUAUUUUGUCGUGGUCUGCUGAUUCCCUGUUUUACUGAGAGCGACUCUUACCUCAAUAGUUAGUUCAAUAUUGUGUGUUGGAUAAUUUUUUAAGAGAACUUUUUGCAAAGCUUUUUGAUCCUCAGAGGUCUGUAGAUUUAUUUCCAUAUGAACUGGUUAUUUUGUAUAAAGUACAUUCUUAAAAUA